This is a messenger RNA of Nematolebias whitei (Rio pearlfish), 1506 nucleotides long. It is a transcript of the gene bcl3, whose product is annotated as BCL3 transcription coactivator. The transcript is spliced from 9 exons. The record is from RefSeq and is a predicted model, not a curated record. The coding region runs from base 1 to 1506 and encodes 501 amino acids. NCBI's taxonomy places the organism in Eukaryota, Metazoa, Chordata, Actinopteri, Cyprinodontiformes, Rivulidae. Gene Ontology annotation, molecular function: protein binding.
AUGCCGAGGAUCAUUACCAUGAACGGUGACCACCAGUCGGUUGCCACCGCGCCGCUGGAUCUGAGCACCACUGCGCGAGGGCGCAGGAGGUCCGGGACUCCAGACUGCAACUUCUGCGCCAAGGACGCGCGGGGGACAGGCGGCUCGCCCGCGCCUCCCGCGAGCACGGGCACGGACAGCUCAGAGAUACGCUGCUCCCCGAACCGAACCGAGCCGGGCUCAGAAAGCAGCGGGACUCGCAAACGUCCAGCGGACUCGUGUUCCUCAAAGCUCCCCUUUAGGAAGCGUCCGAUUCCCCUGGAGCCUGAUGGUCAGAAGCUGACACCCGCUCCGACGGUGAGCGGAACCCGCUCCUCCCCGGGGGAGGAAAAGGACUUCUCGGUUCGGGAGAGUUCGGCUGCUCGUUUGGAUGACAGCAGGGUUGGAGUUGCACCGGCGACCCUGAAGCGCGCUGGAGAGGCAGGACAAGGUCCAGAAGGAUAUCCAUGCUGCGUUUUCCCCAUUUCCCCCAUUCUUAACUAUGCUCCUUACCCAGUGUACAUCAUGCCCCCAGUCUCAGAGCCACACCUUCCACUGGCCCACCAAACGGAGCACCUGCUGGCCGGAAUAGCUCUGGCUACGCGUCAGGAUGAAGAUGGAGACACGGCGCUCCAUAUAGCUGUGGUGCAGGGAGAAAUGUCCAUGGUCUGCAAACUCAUCGAACUCUUGCUGUGGGCUCACAGAGACCUCGAUAUCUACAACCAUCUCCGUCAGACGCCACUUCAUCUGGCAGUGAUAACCAAACAAGCACACAUGGUGGAUGUCUUGUUGAGAGCGGGAGCUGACCCAUCUGUCCUGGACCGUCAUGGCCAAACAGCGCUCCAUCUCUGCUGUGAAUAUGACCAGCACGACUGCCUGUCUGUACUGGUUCCUUUCCCCUCGUUCUCUUCAUGUCUGGAGAUCAGAAACUUUGACGGUUUGACUCCUCUUCAUUUGGCAGUGCUGCAAGGUCAUCAGAAUCUGGCUGAGAAGCUCCUGGAUGCAGGAGCUGACAUCAAUGCUAUGGAUAUCAAGAGUGGCCAGAGUCCUCUCAUGCACGCUGUGGAGAGUAAUAAUCCAGACAUGGUCCACUUCCUCAUUGAGAAUAGAUGUGAUGUGAACAGCCAGUCCUACAGUGGGAACACAGCUUUGCACAUCGCCUGUGGUCGGGGCCAGGUGGACACUGUGCGGCUGCUGCUAAAAAGUGGAGCUGAUAGCAGCUUCAAGAACUACCACAAUGACACCCCAGUGAUGGUAGCCAAGAACAAAAAAAUUGCAGAUGUGUUACGGGGAAGAGGCUCCAAACAGAUCAGAGCUCAAGAUCAAUACAUCAUCUCAGUUUCACCACACGGGACCAACUAUAUGGAAAAUGGUUCACCAUCUUCAAGCCAAAGCCAUGGGUCUUCACCUUCAACAACGCCACAUGGCCUUUAUCAUGGUGCUUCCCAUUCUCCAAAACCUCCAACUGCACAGUUUCCAUUUUACUAA